Molecule: messenger RNA, 786 nt
Organism: Tribolium castaneum (red flour beetle)
Lineage: Eukaryota; Metazoa; Arthropoda; Insecta; Coleoptera; Tenebrionidae
Product: large ribosomal subunit protein eL19
Exons: 1
Coding region: 133-735 (200 amino acids)
Biological process (GO): translation
Cellular component (GO): ribosome; cytosolic large ribosomal subunit
Molecular function (GO): RNA binding; structural constituent of ribosome
Source: RefSeq, a predicted model, not a curated record
AGACCAACUUCCUGUUCGUUUGUGGUUGGUACUUCCUUUCUGUCUUCUGUCAAGUCCGCGCACGUUGUAGCUUGACGAUUUAGCCCAAAUUUCGCAAUUUGGGCGAAUAUUUGUGUGUCUCAAAGGUGAAAAAUGAGUUCCUUGAAGCUCCAGAAGCGGCUCGCCGCUUCCGUGAUGCGAUGCGGUCGCAAAAAAGUAUGGUUAGAUCCGAACGAAAUCAACGAGAUCGCCAACACGAAUUCACGCCAGAACAUCCGUAAAUUGAUCAAAGAUGGUCUCAUCAUCAAAAAACCCGUCGCUGUGCACUCCAGAGCCCGCGUCCGCAAGAACACGGAGGCCCGCAGGAAGGGACGCCAUUGCGGCUUCGGCAAGAGGAAAGGUACAGCCAAUGCGCGUAUGCCCCAGAAGGAGCUCUGGAUACAGAGGAUGCGGGUCUUGAGGAGGCUCCUCAAGAAGUAUCGCGAGGCCAAAAAGAUCGACAGACAUCUUUACCAUUCGCUGUAUAUGAAGGCCAAGGGCAACGUCUUCAAGAACAAGAGGGUUCUUAUGGAGUACAUCCAUAAAAAGAAGGCCGAGAAGGCGCGCGCCAAGAUGCUGAAUGACCAGGCUGAUGCCAGGAGGUUGAAGGUGAAGGAGGCCAGGAAACGGCGUGAGGAAAGGAUCGCUGCUAAGAAACAGGAGGUGCUGCAGAAUUAUCAAAGGGAAGAUGAGGCGGCUGCCGCGGUUAAAAAAUAAACCAUUUUUUAACGUUGUAUGUUUCUUACUCUAAUAAAAAUAUUGAUAUAA